AUGCAGUACGUCAGAAACAUCAGUGAUUCGGUGUCGACGACAUGGAACUCAAUCAACCCGGCUACCUUCAGUGGUGCCAUCGAUGUGAUCGUCGUCGAGCAAGAGGACGGCACUUUGGCCUGCUCGCCAUUCCACGUCCGCUUUGGGAAGGGCUCCGUGUUGCGCCCCUACGAGAAGCGAGUCGAGUUCAAGGUCAAUGGCGUCAAACAAGAAUAUGCCAUGAAACUCGGUGAAGGAGGCGAGGCUUUCUUCGUCUUCGAGACCACCGAUACGAUUCCGCAGAGUCUCCAGACCUCCCCUCUGGCGUCGCCGGCAUCCAGCCCACCGCUCCAGCCUGAGCGGAAUCCAGCAGGCGUCAUGUCGGAGCCCGACCUUCUACAGCUCGAUGGAGAUAGUGGUAAGCCCCGAUACUCGACAAUAGGAAGCCGACCAGGACCCGUCCCUAUCCCACGUCCAGGCUUGUUGACCGCCAUGUCCACAUCGCCAGACUUAACGCAAGGACGUCCAUCGAGAGGCUGGUCUGGAUCGCAUAAAAUGCCAUUCCACAGCGAUGACAUCCUCCCAUCCAGCGCGCGAGUUCACGCGAAACUUGAAGACUCCCCAGAUGCAUCCAUCCAGGACGAGAGUCCCCGCGCGUCGCAUAGAUCCAUCAGCCCCCCUCCCGUUGCUCCCCGAGAGGCUGUGCAGCGUGCGAUGACAUUGUCGAAGGAACUCUCGGCCGCUAACAUCCCGAGCCAUGUAACCGAGACGGGCGACUUGAUGCUGGACAUGACCGGAUUCAAGAGCAGCGAAGAAGACGCCAUUCGCGCUGAGGUUGUGGCCCGCAGGAUUUUGGCCGAGGAGCUGGAAGGGGACUACGACAUCGGAGCCCUAUUUGGUAUGGACGAGGAUGGUAACUUGUGGAUAUACAGUAGUGGGGAGGCCAAGGAGAGCGCAAUGAAAAAGACAAUGGCUUCAUUGAAGCAAUCACCUGCUCCUCUUGCCAUCGACGCAUCGUCGGAUCCGGGCUACGCAAGCGAUGACUCAGCCUCGUCUAUGCCUGAGCCAUUGCACCGACGAAGCGAGUCUGAUGCUGGACACAUGAGUGUUGGCACACCACCAACCACGCCUGGUGGAAGCUCUGCAGGCAACCCUAAUCGAAACUACGCCAAGACACUGCGCCUGACUAGUGAUCAAUUGAAAAAGCUGAAUCUAAAGCAUGGCGAGAACUCGCUCUCCUUCACCGUCAACCGGGCUACUUGUACAUCUAGCAUGUACCUGUGGCAGCACGAUGCUCCUGUUGUUAUUUCAGACAUCGACGGAACCAUUACCAAAUCGGAUGCUCUAGGACAUCUGCUCCCUAGAAUCGGCCGUGAUUGGACCCAUGCGGGUGUGGCAAAGCUUUACAGUGAUAUUGCUGCCAACGGGUACAACAUUAUGUAUCUUACCAGUCGAUCCGUCGGUUUGGCUGAUGGCACAAGAACUUAUAUUUAUGGGAUUGUACAAGACGGUUACAAACUGCCUCGCGGCCCUACGAUUCUUUCACCGGACCGGACGGUCGCGGCCUUGCGGCGGGAGCUGUAUAUCAAGAAACCGGAAGUCUUCAAGAUGGCUACGCUCCGUGAUAUCCGCAACCUAUAUGGCCACGAGAAACACUGUUUCUAUGCCGGGUUUGGUAACCGUCUGACGGACCAAAUUUCGUAUCGCACGGUCGACGUGCCGCGCAGCCGCAUCUUCACCAUCAACUACAACUCCGAGGUAUCGCUCGACCUCCUUGCCCUUAACAAGCUGAAAUUAUCCUACGUCAACAUGAAUGACGUCGUCGAUCACUACUUCCCACCCGUCAGCACCCUCGUAAAGGGUGGGGGCGAGCAGUACACCGACUUUACAUACUGGCGGAGUCAACCCCUGGAUUUAGAUCAGUUCUCCGCGAGCGAAGACGACGAGGAUGCGGAUGAUGCCCGGAGCUUUGCAGAGGAUGAGGAAGAGGAAGAUGUGGGCAACAUGGGAGAUUCCUACCUUUCACGUGUGUACGACGAUGAUGCACCAGAGAGCAUCCUAAGCGGCAGCGGGAUUCACGAGGACGAGCAGAACAUGAUCGGAAGCAUGAUUGAAGAUGACGAUGCGGACGAUGAGGAUGAUGAGGAACUAGAAGAGGAAGAUGACGUCGUCGAGAACACCCAACAGCAGCUGCAUGCGCCGGAAGCUGAGGGAGCUAAGAGGACUCCUAGUCCUAUCGUGCAAGAUAAUUUCGCCGAGGUGAUCACGGGCAUCAGUCACCUUGGGAUCGAGAAGCCAGUGAAAAAUACUGAGGGCCAGGAACUGGAAUCUCGGUGA
Pseudomassariella vexata is the source of this 2316-nucleotide messenger RNA. RefSeq names its product Lipin/Ned1/Smp2-domain-containing protein. Gene Ontology annotation, cellular component: nucleus. Bases 1 to 2316 code for a protein of 771 amino acids. The record is from RefSeq and is a predicted model, not a curated record. The transcript is spliced from 2 exons. Gene Ontology annotation, molecular function: phosphatidate phosphatase activity. Gene Ontology annotation, biological process: triglyceride biosynthetic process; fatty acid catabolic process. Lineage: Eukaryota; Fungi; Ascomycota; Sordariomycetes; Amphisphaeriales; Pseudomassariaceae.